Molecule: messenger RNA, 2384 nt
Organism: Scomber scombrus (Atlantic mackerel)
Lineage: Eukaryota; Metazoa; Chordata; Actinopteri; Scombriformes; Scombridae
Gene: mtrf1
Product: mitochondrial translational release factor 1
Exons: 9
Coding region: 84-1400 (438 amino acids)
Biological process (GO): translational termination
Molecular function (GO): translation release factor activity
Source: RefSeq, a predicted model, not a curated record
UCAGUCAGUUGUCACUAAAGCUCUUGUGAACAUACUGUUACUGUGUUUAUGUAUUAAUUUAUUUAUUUUCUAUAUGUUGUCAAAUGCGUCGCUGGUUUGGUUUGGGCUCUUUUUGUAGCCGAGUAGUUUACAGCAGCAGGAGUAGAGAAGGAGCAGGAUGGAGGAGGACAUUUACAGGACACACCACUCUCAACAGUACACAGGUGCAACACUGGGGCACAGUGUUAUCAAAGCGCCUCUGUCACAGUGAUUUGGGGGACUUAUACAAGAAUGAGUCCGUGCAGAAGUAUCUCCAGCAGCUCAUGGAGGAGUACAGGGAGCUCAGCAAGAAGUUACAGCACGCAUACCUCAAUGAGACAGACAGAAAAGAGCUUACUAUGAAGCACACAGAGCUGCUGCCACUGGCAAAUGUGCUGCAGAGUAUUGAACAAGCUCUGAAAGACCUUGAGGAAGUCAAAUCACUUCUCACUGGUUCAGCUGGUUCCAAAGACGAAGACAAACAAUUGACCCAGCUGCUAAAAGACGAGGAAGCACAGAUCUCCCGCAGAAUUUUAGGCUUAAGAAAAGAUUUAAUCAAAGCUCUGGUGCCGACUGACCCUCUCGACCCCAGUAAUGUUCUGCUGGAGGUUGUGUCAGGUCGGACAACAGGAGGGGACAUCUGUCAGCAGUUCACCACCGAAAUGUUUGACAUGUACCAGGGUUUUGCCUUUUACAAGAACUGGGACUUUGAGGUUAUGAACUACACAUCUGCUGAGUAUGGUGGUUUGCACCAUGCAGCAGUACGAAUAGUCGGGGAAGAUGUGUACAGAUAUCUGAAGAAUGAAGGAGGAACACACCGGGUGCAGAGGAUCCCUGAGGUGGGCCUCUCCUCCAGGAUGCAGCGUAUCCACACUGGAACCAUGACUGUUAUAAUCCUGCCUGAGCCCAUUGAGUUCAAUGUCAACAUUGAUCCGAAGGACCUUCGCAUUGACACAUUUAGAGCUCGAGGUGCUGGGGGCCAGAGUGUCAACACAACAGACAGCGCAGUGCGCAUCGUUCAUCUUCCCACUGGUACUAAGGCAGAGUGUCAGCAGACUCGCUCUCAGUUGCAGAACAGAGACACGGCAAUGCGCAUGCUGAAGGCUCGGCUUUACCAGAGCAUGAUGGGUAAAGAGACUGAGCAGAGGCAAACGACACGAAAACAGCAGGUGGGCACACGCUCUCAGUCAGAGAGGAUUCGUUCCUACCAUUUCAGCCAGGAUCGAGUCACAGACCACAGGACUGGUUAUGUUACCAGAGAUAUUAAGGAGUUCAUGAGAGGAGGGGAGGGCCUGGACGAGAUGAUUUCCGAUGUACUUGAACAUGCAGAGAGAGAGGCUCUUCUGGAGAUGGUGGUGAACAGCAACAGCAGCCUGAAAUGACCGGAGUCUGGACAAUCUGCAGACUGACACCCACCACAGCGUACUCUCAAGUGGACUAACCAUACAGUACGUCAUUUGGUGGAUGUUCUUCUCCAGCGUAUUUAGGCUAGACAGCCCGACCACAUGCUGAGGUUGACAUAUCUAUUGUUGAUAUAAUACCGGAACAAAAUGUAUGCAGUAGUAAUACUGUAAAUUAUGCAGUUUGAGACAAUUUGUAGUUAUCACUUGUUAUUUUUUUAAAUAAAAUCUUACAUUAUGUAUGUUGUUGCAUAUUAAUUUGCACAGCAGCUUUAUAAAUAUAUCAUGAGCUGGAGGACAAAUUAGAAUAUCUUUUAGACCUCAUCUACAUUUAACUUAUUCACAAGACUUUAUUCUUAUUCUUUAUGAUAGGUUAAAUGCAUUCACUUGUCUGUUAUUGUUCAUGGCCUGGAUUGAGUGUUAAAUUGCCUUUUCCCAGAGGUGACAAAUUCUUUGAAAAUAGAGCUAUUUAAGCUGUAUCUUUUGAGGUCAUGCAUUUUAUUUGUCCUUAAUAUUUAAAGUUAUAUUUAACAUUUUGCCCAUUUGAUAAUGUUGAGUUCCAGGAACAUUUUGCAUCUAAGUUAACGAAAAUUAUUUUGGAGUGAUUAGAUAUGAGCCACAUGCCCAAUGUUGGCUCUGUUAGAGAGAACACUUGUGUUUUUAUGACUGACUGUAAACAGACAUCAAUAUACUGUAGUGUAAAUAUUCUGAACUCAGUAAGUGUCCUUGAUGAUUCUGUGCCAGCCAGGGUGCGGUGAAAUCACCUAUCAUGUUUAUACACACAUGCUCCCCAGCAGCAUGUCACACCCUGCAUGUGUCUGCCAGCUGAUUGGCAGCCCCACUAUUUUUCUCCAGUCAUUUUGCCUGUUAUUAUAAAUUAAUGUUUUCUUCAGCCUUGACCAGUGUCCAUCCUUGUGAAAUGAAUACUUAUCAUCUUUUCUUCAGCUGUGGCUUUUAGUCUUAUAU